AUGAAUGACGCAACACCUAUUGAAGUGGCACCAUCAGAUUAUCUAGAAAAUAUAUAUGAGAGUUAUGACGAUUAUUCCGAUAACAGUAAUCCGGAAAAGUCAAAUCAAAUUGCUGUUGAACCAGACAAUUACUAUGAUGCAUUCAUCCCCGGCGUUCCGGCAGAAAACUCCAAACCGAACGAGAGUUCUUCAAUCACUUCAAAAGUGAUCACUACAACUACAGCGCAGGUUUCUACCACAGUAACGGAAACUCCACCAAUUACUAGUACAGUUACUGAAACCUCAACUCCAGUAACCACAGUUCUGAUCUACACUACAAAAACGCCAUUCCACGAAGCGAAAACUCCAGAAGCUAAAAAAUUAUAUUUGCCCGACGAACAACUAUAUUCAAACACAGUUCAAGAGCCUUUACAUCCAGAAACUACAACUACGACAACUACUACUCCAUCAACCAAAACUCCUAGUACUACAAGUACACGUCUCUUGCCUUAUAGUACUUCUGAAGCGCAGAAGGAACCAAUAUAUGGAACUGCAACAUCAAGACCUACACCCGCACAGUUCUUGUCUCAUCAAACAACGACUACCACUAAGGAAUACUUGUUAUACGAAACCACAACCCCUAGAUUAACUGUUCAGUCCACACCUCAAGAUAUUACAACUUCAUCUACUACUAUUACUAUUCCGACCACUACAACUACUACACAGUCUCCACCUUACACAACUACGACUAGCAGCAGUAAUAGAUCAUAUCAGUCCUAUCAAACUGCACCUCCCAGCAGCAAAAAGCAAUUUUUAUCUUAUCAUACUUCAACUUCCAGUGAUAAUAGGCAGUAUAUACCCCACGAAACUACAACUCUUACGCCGUCCGCUAAAAUACUAUCUUAUGAAACCACAACUCAAAGAGCUACAUCUGCACAGUAUUUACCUUACCGAACUACAACCCCCAGCGUUUAUUCGAAUCAUUUGGCUUACGAUGUUACAACCGCUAAACCAACUGUUCAGUCUAUGCCUCAUGACAUUACAAUUCCAUAUACCACCACUACCGUUCAGCCUGCAACUAUGAGUGCUACUACUACUACUGCUACUACUACUACUACUGCUACUACUGCUACUACUACUACGCAGCCCCCACUUUACAAAGCUACAACUGGUAGCAGUUAUAGACAAAACUUAUCUUACCAAACCACUCCCCCUAGCAGCGGAGAGCAAUUCUUAUCUUACCGUACCGGAACUUCUGGCUAUAAUAGGGAAUACACGUCUCACGUAACCAAAACUCCCAAGUCAGAUGUUCAGCGACUAUCUUAUAAUACAACACCUCCACCUUCUGCUACGCAACGCUCACCUUAUCAAAGGAUAGCUCCAAGUGUUUACCAGCAGCAGUUAGUAUCUUACAAGAAUGCAGUUCCAAAUACCGUCCCGCGGUACUCACAUUAUGGAACUGCUUCUAUCAGCCCUAAUGAACAGCAAUAUGCUAAUUAUGAAACUACAACUCCUAGUGCUACUACACAACCCUCAGCAUACCAAUCGGCAUUUUACAGUGUGACCAGAGAAUACCUCACCUACGGAACAAGUCAUAUCGGUAACAGACCAUACGUGCAUUAUGAGACUACAACUCCUGGUACUGCAGUGCAAUCCUUACCCUAUCAAACGACAAAUUAUAGUUCAAGGAGAGAAUACCUUAUCUCCGGAACAAGUCCUAGACCGCAUGUGCACUAUGAAACCACGACACCUAAUACUCCAGUAAGAUCCAUCCCCUAUCAAAAGGCAACUUACAGCCCAAGAAGAGAAUACCUAACCUACGGAACAAGUCCUCGGCCGUACGCCCAUUAUGAGGUUACAACUCCUAGUGGUCCAGUGAGAACUCUUCCCUACCAAAAACCGUACGCCUAUUAUGAGGCUACAACUCCUAGUGCUCCAGUAAAACCCUUGCCCUAUCAAACGACAACUUAUAGCCCAAGAAGAGAAUACCCGACCUACGGAACAAGUCCUCAACCGUACGCGUAUUAUGAGGCUACGACUCCUGGGUCUGUUGCACAACCCUUGAACCGCCAGACCGUCUCUUACAGAAAUAGAGAGACUGCUGCCUAUAGAACUGCAAAACCCGCAAGUACGAGACAGUUUCCCGCCUACAGAGGUCAGGGUCGCAAUGUUGCCAAACAGCCUCAGUCUUACAAACCCGAGUCUGCCAGUACUAGCCAUCAAUUUUUGUCCAACGUGGCCCCAGCAGCACCAAGACGUGGACAGUUUACAAAUUACAGAACUGUGUCACCCACAACUGUUAAGAGCCGAAAAUCUUUUAGAACAAUUGUUCCCGGUGCUUCUAAUAAAGUUGUAUCUUACAAAACCACUUAUGAUCCGGUUCAACGACAAAUAACUUUGGUGCCCGAAAGUUUAAAUUAUCAAGGAAGCCUGAAUAACAAUAAUUUUAAUGGAAACGUUUUAGUACGACGCAAAUUUUACGAAGUUUCAUUCGUUCCAAAUCUACCACCUUCACCGUAUUCAGGACGAUAG
This is a messenger RNA of Enterobius vermicularis (human pinworm), 2511 nucleotides long. The record is from the annotation of a GenBank genome assembly. NCBI's taxonomy places the organism in Eukaryota, Metazoa, Nematoda, Chromadorea, Rhabditida, Oxyuridae.